This is a messenger RNA of Gaeumannomyces tritici R3-111a-1, 381 nucleotides long. RefSeq lists its product as hypothetical. The coding region runs from base 1 to 381 and encodes 126 amino acids. The transcript has 2 exons. The record is from RefSeq and is a predicted model, not a curated record. NCBI's taxonomy places the organism in Eukaryota, Fungi, Ascomycota, Sordariomycetes, Magnaporthales, Magnaporthaceae.
AUGGGCAGCGCUAUACGAGGUUCGUUUCCUGCGUUGGACAACCUGAGCCGGGCCGGCUUCCGCCUCUCCCUCGGGUUGCAAAGCGUAUCCGCCAUCGCCACCAUCUGCCUCUUCGUGCCCUUCGGCCGUGGUGCCCUCGUCCAAGUCAUCAUCAUCCAGCAGCUGGCCGUUGUCGCCCAGCCCAUAUGCGGAAUAGGGAUGUCCGACGUAAGGAGCUGGCUCCCUGGGGGUGGGCUGGGCUCCAUGGCGGCGGAAGAUCAUCAUCCUCCUCCUCCUCCUCCUCCACCACGGAGGCAUGCGAGGGAGCAGUUCCGGCAGUCGAUUCUUCUCCAGCUCCACCACCCCAUGCGGCAACAAAAGAGCCAACGAGCAGAGGGUUGA